Messenger RNA from Chrysochloris asiatica (Cape golden mole), 2968 nucleotides. RefSeq names its product methylphosphate capping enzyme (gene MEPCE). Gene Ontology annotation, molecular function: snRNA binding; O-methyltransferase activity; RNA methyltransferase activity. Lineage: Eukaryota; Metazoa; Chordata; Mammalia; Afrosoricida; Chrysochloridae. The record is from RefSeq and is a predicted model, not a curated record. The transcript has 4 exons. Gene Ontology annotation, biological process: snRNA modification. Bases 363 to 2417 code for a protein of 684 amino acids.
AUUUAAACUCCCUGGAGCCGUUAAGUUGGUUCGUACGCUGAUGCGCGCGCAACCUGGGUGGUGGCGGAGUGCGCAUGCGUGAUUCUGGGGCGAAAGGAACGCGCUUUAGCAGUGCGCGCUCGCGAUUAAGUGGUAGUGGUGGAGGAGAAAGAGGUCGGCGCAAGCGUGGUUGAUUUCUCGAGUUCGGGUCUCGCGGGCUAACGGGGCGCGCGAGGGGGGGCGCGGCGCUCGGCCGCGAGACUAGGCGAGAAGUGCAGAGCUGCGUGCGCACUCGGGGGAGGGGGGAGGGGAGCAGGGUCUACGGAGGGGGUUUAAGCCCCCUAAUCCCUCUUGUUACUCUCUGGGAGGAGUAAAGGGAGGAAAUGAUCGAGAUGGCGGCGGAGAAGGAGCCGUUUCUGGUGCCGGCCCCGCCGCCGCCGCUCAAAGAUGAGUCGAGCGGAGGGGGCGGCCCCACGGUUCAAUCGCCACGAGAGGCCGCCUCCGGGCAGCUCCGCGGCCGGGCGGAACGUGGGCCCGGCCCUCGCGUAAACUCUGCAGGGGCUCCGGCUUGUGGGGAGAGUCCCGGUACUGCAGACACCUCUCGGGGCGGGCAGUCGCAACAGCAGCGAGGGGGCGGCCCCCAGGCGCAGUCGCUUGGAGAGGCCCGCUUGUCAGGUCCCUAUGGGCGAGCCGCUCCCCCGGAGCUGGGGGAGGAGCGACGGGCAGGAGGUGGGACAGAACUGGGUCCCCCUGCUCCUCCUCGACCUCGAAAUGGCUACCAGCCCCACAGGCCCCCCGGGGGGGGUGGGGGCAAGAGGAGGAAUAGCUGUAAUGUAGGGGGAGGCGGUGGAGGCUUCAAACAUCCGGCCUUCAAAAGGCGCAGAAGAGUUAAUUCGGACUGUGACUCUGUACUACCCUCCAACUUCCUUCUGGGGGGCAAUAUCUUUGAUCCACUGAACCUGAAUAGUCUUCUGGAUGAGGAAGUGAGCCGCACGCUCAAUGCGGAGACCCCUAAGUCAUCCCCGCUUCCGGCCAAGGGGCGUGAUCCAGUGGAGAUCCUCAUCCCCAAAGAUAUUACUGACCCGCUCAGUCUCAAUACGUGCACUGAUGAGGCCCAAGUAGUUCUUGCUUCACCACUCAAGGCUGGUCGGAAGCGACACAGACACCGGGGCCAGCACCAUCAGCAGCAGCAGGCAGUUGGUGGGAAUGAUAGCCACUCUACCAUCCUGCCCGCAGCGCCUCUCACUCCCUCACUCCAUGGGGAGGGAGCCACGCCCCAACGUCCGAGAGGCCAGAACCGGGAUGCCCCCCAACCUUACGAACUCAAUACAGCCAUCAACUGCAGGGAUGAGGUGGUGUCGCCCCUUCCAAAUGCCCUGCAGGGUUCUACAGCCUCCCUUUCAGUCCCUCCAGCCGCCUCAGUUACCCCUGCACCCACGUCUUCCUCCUCUCGACAUCGCAAACGUCGUAGGACUUCCAGCAAAUCAGAGGCAGGGGCCAGGGGUGGAGGCCAGGGUCCUAAGGAAAAGGGCCGCGGGAGCGGGGGAGGUCGCUACCACCACCAUCCACUACCUGCAGCAGGUUUCAAAAAGCAACAGCGCAAGUUCCAGUAUGGAAAUUAUUGCAAGUACUAUGGGUACCGCAAUCCUUCCUGUGAGGAUGGGCGCCUUCGGGUGUUGAAGCCUGAGUGGUUUCGUGGCCGGGACGUCCUAGAUCUGGGCUGCAAUGUGGGCCAUCUGACCCUGAGCAUUGCCUGCAAGUGGGGCCCGUCCCGUAUGGUGGGCCUGGAUAUCGAUGCCCGACUCAUCCACUCUGCCCGGCAGAACAUCCGGCACUACCUGUCUGAGGAGCUGCGUCUCCCAUCCCAGACUCCUGAGGGGAACCCAGGGGUAGAGGGUGGGGAAGGGACCACCACUAUCCGAAAGAGAAGCUGCUUCCCAGCCUCACUGACAGCCAGCCGAGGUCCUAUUGCUGCACCCCAAGUGCCCCUGGAUGGAGCGGACACCUCAGUCUUCCCCAACAAUGUUGUCUUCCUCACGGGUAACUAUGUGCUGGAGCGAGAUGAUUUGGUGGAGGCGCAGACACCCGAGUACGACGUGGUGCUCUGUCUCAGCCUCACCAAGUGGGUACAUCUGAACUGGGGAGAUGAAGGGCUGAAGCGCAUGUUUCGUCGAAUCUAUCGACAUCUACGUCCUGGGGGGAUCCUGGUCCUUGAGCCCCAACCUUGGUCAUCCUAUGGCAAGAGAAAGACACUUACGGAAACAAUCUACAAGAACUACUAUCGAAUCCAGCUGAAGCCAGAGCAGUUCAGUUCCUACCUGACAUCUCCAGAAGUGGGCUUCUCGAGCUAUGAGUUGGUGGCUACACCCAACAACACCUCCAAAGGUUUCCAGCGUCCAGUGUACGUGUUCCACAAGGCCCGUUCCCCCAGCCACUAAGUGGUCUCCUGAACAGAAGUGUGAAGAAGCUGCCCGCUGCUCUUAUGGACCCAGGGAAAGAGGAAAGUGUCCCAAGAUCUUUCCUCUCUGGCUCCAGAAACCAUUUCCUGUCUUGGAUCUGCAGAGAAAGCUUUUCCUAAGCUGCUGCCUCAGCCUCCUCCCUACACUGCUGGCACCUGAGCAGCAAGCCCAGCUGUGCUGGAGUGGCCAUCAUUGGCAAUCUCCCCCAGCCCUCUGGGCUGGAUGGCAUGGACUGUUUGCUGACCUGUUCUCCUAGGACAAGGGAGGUGAGGGGAUCAAACUCUCUAGCCCUUUCUCCUCCUCUCCCAAGGAGAGAUUCCCAUUUCUCCUCAGCCCUUGUCCCUUGCUGCAUUUCAGUGGACCACAGAUUGAUGGACUGAGGGUUUGAGGGGGAUGUUGUUUGGUGGGUAGGCACGCAGGUACUGUGAAAAUCCUUCCCUCUGCUGUCCCUCAUUGGGAGAAUGGGUUGGGUUUUGAAUUUGAGAACAGCACAAUAAACUUGAUGUUGAAGGCAGUGGCCCCUACACUUG